AUGAUUACCUUUUAUAACUUGACCAAAGGAGGUGUGGAUACAGUGGAUGAAAUGUGUGGAACGUAUUCAGUUUCAAGAAAGAGUUGUCGCUGGCCUUUAACAAUUUUCUUUGGCCUACUAAAUAUCACAGGCAUAAAUUCAUAUACUAUUUAUAAAUUCAACAGCGCCAAUAAUUUAUCACGACGAAAUUACUUGAAGGAACUUGCUGUUGACUUAGUAAAAGAACAUCUUCUUGAGAGAUCAAAGAACGCAAGUAUACUUCAAACUAUCAGAACUAACUCCAAAAGGCUCCUAAAUUUACCAGAUGACAGACCGGUAAAAUUUCCAAAGAAAUCCUCAUUUUGUCAUCGAUGUGAAGAAUGCCCAAAGAAAUCUGAUCGAAAGACUUCUUCUGUUUGUGAAGAAUGCGAUAAAUCCUUGUGUAAGACCCAUUCACUCAUCAUAUGUUCUAAUCGCUUAGCAAAAAAUGGUGAUAAAAAUUAUUGUGAUGAAUAA
Messenger RNA from Stegodyphus dumicola, 495 nucleotides. RefSeq lists its product as uncharacterized. NCBI's taxonomy places the organism in Eukaryota, Metazoa, Arthropoda, Arachnida, Araneae, Eresidae. The record is from RefSeq and is a predicted model, not a curated record.